UCCUGUAUGUGCUAACCCUCUAUGCGUUGAAUGCAGAGUGCAAAAGAGAACCAGUGGAGGGUCAAACCAAAGACCUCCUGUAUAAGUACAAGCUAUAUGGAGACAUAGACGAGUAUGCGUACUACUUCAUAGAUAUAGAUAUUGGUACCCCGGAGCAAAGAAUUUCGUUGAUUUUAGACACGGGGUCAUCCUCGUUGAGCUUCCCAUGUGCAGGGUGCAAGAAUUGCGGAGUGCACAUGGAAAACCCCUUUAACUUGAAUAACUCUAAAACGUCAUCCAUUCUGUAUUGUGAUGAAAAUGAGGAGUGUCCUUUUAAGCUGAACUGUGUUAAGGGGAAAUGUGAAUAUAUGCAGUCCUACUGUGAGGGUUCUCAAAUUAGUGGAUUUUAUUUCUCAGAUGUAGUGAGUGUGAUGUCAUACAAUAAUGAGAAAAUAAGCUUUAGGAAGCUUAUGGGGUGUCACAUGCAUGAGGAGAGUCUCUUUCUAUACCAGCAGGCGACUGGCGUUUUAGGUAUGAGUCUUUCUAAGCCGCAGGGUAUUCCCACAUUUAUCAAUUUGCUGUUUGGGAAUGCCCCGCAGCUGAAGGAGGUGUUUACCAUUUGUAUUUCUGAAAAUGGGGGCGAGCUGAUCGCGGGGGGGUACGACCCGGCCUACAUCGUGCGCAAGGGGAAGGAGCAGUCACAGGGGCAGGGGCAGUCACUGGGGCAGGGGCAGUCACAGGGGAAGGAGCAGGCCGCCCAGCAGGGUGAGCCCAAGCAGCGGGGGGGGGACUCCCCGACAAGGGAAGACCCAGAACUGGCACUGCGUGAUGCAGAAAAAAUCGUAUGGGAAAGUGUGACAAGGAAGUACUACUACUACAUAAGAGUGAGGGGAUUGGACCUGUUUGGAACCAACAUGAUGAGUACAAGUAAGGGACUCGAAAUGCUUGUGGAUUCAGGAAGUACAUUCACGCACAUUCCAGAAGACCUGUACAAUAAAUUAAAUUACUUCUUUGAUAUACUUUGCAUUCAAGACAUGAAUAACGCGUAUGAUGUUAAUAAAAGGUUAAAAAUUACAAAAGAGUCGCUUAAUAACCCUUUGGUCCAAUUCGAUGAUUUUAGGAAGUCCUUAAAGACUAUCAUAUCGAAGGAGAACAUGUGCGUUAAAAUAGUGGAGGGAGUGCAGUGUUGGAAGUCCCUGGAGGGGUUACCCGAUCUGUUUGUUACUCUAUCGAAGAACUACAAAAUGAAGUGGCAACCACAUUCGUAUCUCUACAAGAAGGAAAGCUUUUGGUGUAAGGGCAUAGAGAAACAGGUAAAUAAUAAGCCCAUAUUAGGGUUAACUUUUUUUAAGAACAGACAAGUAAUUUUCGACUUGCAGAAGAAUCGCAUCGGGUUUGUCGACUCCAAUUGUCCGUCUCAUCCGACUCAUACUAGACCUAGGACUUAUAAUGAGUACAAAAGGAAGGACAACAUAUUUUUAAAAAUUCCUUUUUUUUACCUGUACAGCCUUUUUGUUGUGUUCGCCCUGAGCAUAUUGCUGUCUCUGGUGUUCUACGUCAAGCGGCUGUACCACAUGGAGUACAACGCGCUCCCCUCCGAGGGGAAGGCACCGGCGGACGCGUAG
Plasmodium cynomolgi strain B is the source of this 1604-nucleotide messenger RNA. Its product is annotated as aspartic protease PM5. Lineage: Eukaryota; Apicomplexa; Aconoidasida; Haemosporida; Plasmodiidae. The transcript has a single exon. The record is from RefSeq and is a predicted model, not a curated record. Gene Ontology annotation, molecular function: aspartic-type endopeptidase activity. Gene Ontology annotation, biological process: proteolysis. The annotation marks the transcript as partial.